AUGACAGAGAGUAAAGAAAAUCCAGAAAUCGGACAUAUUGACAGUACAAUUCACUAUAACAUAAAAGGAAAUGAGUUAAUAGAUAUUAUCGAACAUAGAAAUACUGAAAAGUAUCAAAGAUUUGGUGGAGUUCAUGGUCUAUGUGAAUUAUUAAAUGUAGAUGAAAAGAAAGGAAUAACACUGAGCUCCAUUACAAAAAGAGUUCAACAAUUUGGAAACAAUUUAUUACCUCCUGCUGAACGACAAAGUUUCUUUGAAAUAUGGCAAGAUGCACUUGGAGAUCAAACAUUGCUAAUUCUUAUUGCAUCUGCAAUAGUUUCUCUUGUAUUGGCUUUUAUUGUACCACAUGCUAAAAAAGAGUGUUCAAGCGGUAUUGAUACAGAACCACCAGAUUACUAUGAAGGAAUUGCAAUACUGGUUGCAGUUUUUGCGGUUAGUUUAAUUGGUGCAUGGAAUGACUAUUCAAAACAAAGUAAGUUUAUUGAAAUUGCUUCAAAAGAAACUGACUGUUCUGUUAAAAUAGUUAGAGAUGGUGUUCCAAUGGAAUCGACAUCAUCUCAAUUAGUUGUUGGAGAUAUUGUUUAUUUGUCUGUUGGAGAUGUAUUACCUGCUGAUGGUAUUUAUUUAAAAGGAAAUGGACUUAGAAUUGAUGAAUCAGAAAUGACUGGGGAAUCUGUUUCUGUAAAAAAGUCAGAAAAGAAUUUUGUUUGUUUAUCAGGAUGUACUGUUACUGAUGGAAAUGGUACAAUGGUUGUUGUUGCUGUAGGACAAAACUCACAAUGGGGAAAGUUAAAAGGAUAUGUUAAUAAAGACAAACAAAGGCCUACUCCAUUACAAGAACGAUUAGAUGAAUUGGCUGAAAACAUUGGUAAAAUGGGUAUGUUUUGUGCUGCUGUUGUAUUUAUUGUAUUAACGUUAUGGUGGUUUUAUAAAGCACUCACAUUUACUGGAUAUGUUCAACCUGAUGAUCAUUGUAAAUUAUGUUCUCCAGCAGAAACAAACAAUUGUGUUGCUGUUAAAUUUAAUUGGUGGAGAAUCACUGAUUUAGUUGAUUAUUUUAUUAUUGCUGUUACUAUUGUUGUUGUUGCAGUACCUGAAGGACUUCCAUUAGCAGUUACUGUAUCUUUAGCUUAUUCAAUGAAACAGAUGAUGGCAGACAAUAAUUUAGUAAGACAUUUAAAAGCGUGUGAGACAAUGUCAAAUGCCACUUGUAUUUGUUGUGAUAAAACAGGAACUUUAACUGCGAAUAGAAUGAAUGUAACUAGUCUUUGGACUGGAAAUGAAGUUAUGGAAAUUGAUCAAACUAAUCAAAUACCAAUAACAGGAGAACUUCUUCAUCAUUUAAGUGUCAAUAUUGGUAUUAAUACAUCAUUAUCAUCUAAUAUUACAUCAUCUAAUCAAGCCAUUGGAAAUGAAACUGAUUGUGCUUUAUUAUUAUUUUUAAAAAAGAUAGGAAUCUCACCAUCACUAAUAAGAAGUACUAAUGUUAUUUCAAGGCAAUGGGUAUUCAAUUCAGAAAAUAAAAGAAUGGACACAGUUAGUGAUCAUUGUAUUUAUUCAAAAGGAGCACCAGAAAUCAUUAUUGGAGAAAGUACACAUUAUCUAAAUCAAAAUGGAGAAGAAGCUGAAUUUUAUGAAGAUCAAAAAGAUCAAAUUAAUAAAAUUAUUGACCAAUGGGAAAAUAAAGGAAAACGAGUUAUUGCUCUAAGUUAUAAAAAAAUGGAAGAAAAAGAGUUUCAAGAAUGGAACAACACACAAAGUAAUGAAAGAAUUAAUAUCAAAAACACUUGUUUAAUUGCUGUAGUUGGUAUUAGUGAUCCUGUAAGAUUAGAAGUACCUCAUGCAAUUGAUAAUUGUAAAAAUGCAGGAAUUAGUGUUAGAAUGGUAACAGGCGAUCAUGUAAAAACAGCCUUAAGUAUUGCUAAGGAGUGUGGUAUUGUAGGUGAAUGUCAAAUUAUUGAUAAAGAUUAUAAUUGUUCUGGAAAUAUUGAUAUUGCUAUGAUGGGAAAAGACUUUUCAAUAUUAAGUGAUGAAGAAAUUGAUAGAAUUUUGCCAAGACUCAAAAUAUUAGCAAGGUGUUCUCCACAAGAUAAACAAAGAUUAGUCGAACGAUUACUUAUCGCAGGUGAAGUGGUUGCUGUUACAGGAGAUGGCACUAAUGAUGUUCCUGCUUUUAAAGAAGCUGAUGUUGCUCUUGCUAUGGGAUUAAGAGGUACUGAUGUAGCAAAACAAGCAGCUGACAUUGUUAUUUUAGAUGACAAUUUUAAUUCUAUUGUUAAAGCUGUUAUUUGGGGAAGAUGUGUUUAUGACAAUAUUAGAAAAUUUAUUCAAUUUCAAGUUACUGUUAAUAUAGUUGCACUUGCACUUUGUGUUAUUGGGUCAAUUUGUCAGAUGGGUUCUCCAUUAAAUUCAAUGCAAAUGUUAUGGGUUAAUUUAAUUAUGGACACAUUAGCUGCAUUAGCACUUGGGACUGAAAAACCUACAAUAGACUUAUUAAAACGAAAACCAUUUAAAAGAACAGACAGUCUGUUGUCAAAACAAAUGUUAAUUAAGAUUGCAAUACAAGUUAUUUAUCAGUUGGGAAUAUUAUUAAUUAUCUUAUUCUUUGGAUCUACAUUUAAAUUUAUUUCUGCACCUUGUGGGUACAUUAGUACUAUUGAAGAUUAUCCAGGAAAAGAGUAUAUUUGUUAUGACAAUAAAAAACAUACCGUUAUUGAUGUUCAAGAAGACACUAUAACAUUACAAACUAUUAUUUUUAAUACUUUUGUAUUUUGUCAAAUUUUUAAUGAAGUUAAUUCAAGAAGAGUAAAUGGAGAAACUGAUGUAUUUAAAGGUAUUUUUACUAAUUACAUCUUUAUUGGAAUAGAGUUACUUCAAAUUAUUGUUCAAACAUCAAUUGUUAUUUUUUCUGGUGCUACAUUUGGUGUGAAGCCAUACCCUGGAAUUAGUUUAACUCAGUGGGGAGUUUGUAUUUUACUUGGACUGGUAUCAUUACCAUUAGGGUUGUUAAAUGGAAUUUUCAAGGAAAAACUAGCCAAUAAAACAGUCUCAGUGUUUGAUGUAGAUGAAGUUGAAAUGAAAAAUAAUAAAAAGAACGAUAACGACAGUUGGGAAGAUGAAAAAAUAAAUUGUAUUGAAGAAAAAAAUGAUUUUGAUAAAACAUUUGAAACAAAUUCUGAUGAUAUUUCUUUGACUAUGAAUUAA
This is a messenger RNA of Entamoeba dispar SAW760, 3204 nucleotides long. Its product is annotated as plasma membrane calcium-transporting ATPase, putative. Gene Ontology annotation, biological process: calcium ion transmembrane transport. The coding region runs from base 1 to 3204 and encodes 1067 amino acids. The record is from RefSeq and is a predicted model, not a curated record. Lineage: Eukaryota; Evosea; Mastigamoebida; Endamoebidae. Gene Ontology annotation, molecular function: ATP binding; ATP hydrolysis activity; P-type calcium transporter activity. Gene Ontology annotation, cellular component: membrane; intracellular membrane-bounded organelle. The transcript has a single exon.